Molecule: messenger RNA, 369 nt
Organism: Mesorhabditis belari
Lineage: Eukaryota; Metazoa; Nematoda; Chromadorea; Rhabditida; Rhabditidae
Source: the annotation of a GenBank genome assembly
AUGUCUUACUCGUGCUGUAAACCGGAUCUCGAAGAAGCUGCUAUCAGGAUAUGUCCCGAUCACACCUAUCCACUAGUUUCAAGAAGGAAAAAGCUAAUCGUCUCGUGGAUCUGCGUCCUCUAUUUGCUGACCCCGUGCUACAAUGCGGCUAUGCACUUUAGCAUGUGGCUCGAUUUGGAGACUGAUGAAUCAGUUUCCGACGAUGAAUGGUGGUUUAUCGGUUUCCUUGUGAUGAUUAUUCUUGUCUCUUUCCUUGGUAGUUGCUUCUAUACAGCUAUCGGUUUAUAUGGGAUUUCGAGGAAACGAUACGAUUGUGUUAUGUGUUUCUUCAUCUUUUCGGUGAGUUCUAGAAUCGAUUUUAUUCAAGAA